Symbiodinium pilosum is the source of this 591-nucleotide messenger RNA. NCBI's taxonomy places the organism in Eukaryota, Dinophyceae, Suessiales, Symbiodiniaceae. The record is from the annotation of a GenBank genome assembly.
AUGAAUGCAGCAGAUGGGACGUGGCAUCUUCGACGAGUCAUCAUUCGCUACAGCGAGACUGGUGGAAGCAGUUUGGGAACUCGUUUCUACUUGCGCCAUCUGUUGCCCAUCUGGAAGGAGAGAAACCCACAAGUGGUAGUCGUGACCGAGCAUUCGCGACUGGACCAUCCCGAACUUCUGGCUGAGUGGUCGAGUGGCGAGAAGUUCGAAAUCUCCUUACGGAAGAUGAGGCCAAGGCAGAUCGAGGACCUGCUCAAUCUGCAAAGAAACUCGGAGUCACCAAACCUCUAUCUGAGACAUGGUGGCCCAAGAGUGUGGACGGAGCGUCGAAGUGUGCAAGGCUUGUGGCAGCCCUCUCCUGAAGCCAUGUUUAAAGCCUUGAAAUUUGCUCGAGAAGCCUCCUGGCUUGGACAGAAGCAUCAAGAUCUCAAAUAUUCAUCUCAGACAUUAAAGCUCUGCCAGCAGCAUCUGUUAGAGAAGAGAGGACGUUGGGGAGACCAGUCCCAGCACCCCAAAGGGUUCGACCGCCACGUUCUGGAAGAUGUGCUGAACCAGCCCUUCACAUUUGAUCAGCAUGCUGGAGUUGAGUAG